AACACGCGCUUCUUGUCCAUUUCACACACCAUGUCUGAACGCGGCGCAUUUCGGGGACGAGGGGGCGGACGCGGUGACCACCGUGGAGGCAGAGGCGGUGCAAGAGGAGGCGCACAGGGCGGAAACGCAGCGGGGCAGCAGCAGACCGAGCGGCCCAAGAAGGAGAACAUCUUGGACCUGAGCAAGUACAUGGACAAGCAGAUCACCGUCAAGUUCAGCGGCGGGCGCGAGGUCAUUGGUACACUCAAGGGCUACGACCAACUGAUGAACCUUGUGCUGGAUGAGGUCAAGGAGGCUAUGACAGACGACGAAGGCAACGUACGGUACCGCAAGCUCGGCCUCAUUGUUGCCCGCGGCACACUCCUGGUCGUCAUCUCGCCCGUCGAUGGCAGCGAAGAGAUCGCCAAUCCGUUCAUUCAAGAAGAAGAAUGAGCUCGAUCGAAACCCAUACGCUGAAAACACAGUAGGCGUGUAGCACUCGGCCAAGGAAGUGGUACUCUGCCAGCAGCAAGCCGUCAAAAAUAGCAGGACGAGGAAGGAGAUAGCAGAACAGGCUCUGCAUGAUACCCACGACUAUCAUACCAGACAUUGGCCGGCUUUGCGUGGUCAAAUGGCCGAACGAGCCGGACAGUAUUCGGCAUCAGAAACCA
Messenger RNA from Didymella exigua CBS 183.55, 650 nucleotides. Its product is annotated as U6 snRNA-associated Sm-like protein LSm7. The transcript has 3 exons. Gene Ontology annotation, cellular component: U12-type spliceosomal complex; catalytic step 2 spliceosome; spliceosomal tri-snRNP complex. Gene Ontology annotation, molecular function: RNA binding. The coding region runs from base 31 to 432 and encodes 133 amino acids. The record is from RefSeq and is a predicted model, not a curated record. Gene Ontology annotation, biological process: nuclear-transcribed mRNA catabolic process; mRNA splicing, via spliceosome. Lineage: Eukaryota; Fungi; Ascomycota; Dothideomycetes; Pleosporales; Didymellaceae.